AUGGGAUCAAUCCAAAACACAGUCCACUACUGUUGUGUCUCAAGGGACAAUCAGAUUCUUUACUCUUACAACAAUGGCGGAGACCAACGGAACGAGAGUCUCGCUGCGUUGUGUCUGGAAAAGACACCUCCUUUCCACAGAUGGUACUUCGAAACCAUACGCAAGAAGACUUUUGGUUUCUUGAUCGAAGAUGGGUUUGUGUAUUUCGCCAUUGUUGAUGAUGUUUUCAAGAGAUCCAGCGUUCUUGAAUUUCUGGAGAAUCUUAGAGACGAGUUAAAGAAAGCAGAGAAGAAGAAUUCGAGAGGAAGUUUCUCUGGGAGUAUCGGUUUUGGCAAUGCUCAAGAUCAGAUUGUUAGAAGACUCAUAGCUUCGUUAGAGCGUGUUGCUGUGACUAAUCACCUCGCUUGUCUUCCAUUAUCAUCACCUUCCAUAGAUGAUGCAGCUACUUCCACUGCAAAAGCUCCACUUCUGGGAAGAUCAUCCAACAAGCAAGAGAAGAAGAAAGUGAAAGAUCAUCAUCAUGUGAAUACAUUAAGAGGCAUUGAGUUACAGGAACAACGGAAAUCUACUGAUAGAGGAAACGUUACGGAAUGUUCUAACGCCUCAUCUGCAGAAGCAGAAGCAGCAGCAGCAGAAGCAACGUAUGUUCCAAGAAGAGGACGAUCUAAUGGUUCUCAGAGCAUUGAAAGGAAGUGGCGGCGUCAAGUGAAGAUUGUUCUUGCUAUUGAUGCAGCUAUUUGCUUGACGUUACUUGGUGUUUGGUUGGCUAUUUGUCAGGGCAUUGAGUGUAUACGUUCUUGA
Molecule: messenger RNA, 801 nt
Organism: Microthlaspi erraticum
Lineage: Eukaryota; Viridiplantae; Streptophyta; Magnoliopsida; Brassicales; Brassicaceae
Source: the annotation of a GenBank genome assembly